AUGAACACAACCUUCAACUCGGCGCUCAAACAGCGCACAACCAUCCGCAAAGACCUCUCCACCCUGUCCUCACCCUCUCAACAGCCCAACCAAAUCCCGACCCCAGCCGCGUUAGGCUCUCUCACAGCCUCCCUAACCGCCUUUCAACGGACCAUCGAUGAGUACAACGCGCUCGCAAAACAAGAACUCAACACAACCAAGCAAGAGAAGGCCUUCGAGCGCAUCCGCGAUUUCCGGGCAGAACUCUCCGGGUUUCGGUCGCAGGUGGAUGCACUCAAGGCUGCGCGUGAAGAGAGCGUGUUAGUAGAGACCCGCGCAGAAUUAUUUGGGAGGAGGGGGUAUGCGGGGGACGGCGGGGCAACGCCAGAGAACCCGUACGCCAACUCGACAGCGUCUGGGUAUGGGGGCGGAAGCGGAAGCGGAGCUGGGAGAGGCCACGCGCGGACGACCAGCAUCGCGGAGGCCGGGAGCGGUAGCGGUAGUGGUGGGUUGGGAAUGGGCAGCGGGGACGCCACGCGGGAGAGCCACGCACUGCGGGAGCAGGCAUUUUUCGCCAACACACACUCGGCGCUGGACGAGUAUCUGGCACGUGGGCAGGCGGUGCUGGGGGACCUAAGCCAGCAGCGGGAGAUGCUGAAGUCGACGCAGCGACGGCUGUACUCCGUCGGGAACACGCUGGGGAUUUCAGGGGAUACGAUCCGGAUGGUUGAGAGACGGGCGAAGGAGGACAAGUGGAUAUUUGGAGGGGGAGUAGUGGUAUUUUUUCUGUUUUGCUGGUUGGUGUUGCAUUAUUUGCGAUGA
Dichotomopilus funicola is the source of this 801-nucleotide messenger RNA. RefSeq lists its product as uncharacterized. Gene Ontology annotation, molecular function: SNARE binding; SNAP receptor activity. Gene Ontology annotation, biological process: endoplasmic reticulum to Golgi vesicle-mediated transport; vesicle fusion. Bases 1 to 801 code for a protein of 266 amino acids. The record is from RefSeq and is a predicted model, not a curated record. Gene Ontology annotation, cellular component: endoplasmic reticulum membrane; SNARE complex; ER to Golgi transport vesicle membrane. Lineage: Eukaryota; Fungi; Ascomycota; Sordariomycetes; Sordariales; Chaetomiaceae. The transcript is spliced from 2 exons.